Fibroporia radiculosa is the source of this 1866-nucleotide messenger RNA. RefSeq lists its product as uncharacterized. Gene Ontology annotation, biological process: spliceosomal complex assembly; protein phosphorylation; regulation of mRNA processing. The coding region runs from base 1 to 1866 and encodes 621 amino acids. The transcript has 5 exons. The record is from RefSeq and is a predicted model, not a curated record. NCBI's taxonomy places the organism in Eukaryota, Fungi, Basidiomycota, Agaricomycetes, Polyporales, Fibroporiaceae. Gene Ontology annotation, molecular function: protein kinase activity; ATP binding.
AUGGCCCCCAAGCAACCCUGUGCAAAGUACGAAUACGUCGUCACCUCCGCUGGCCCAAAGAUCCUCCCCGUCGCCGAUGUCCACUCCAAAGAUGAGGAAUCCCCUGCCGAAUACAACUCUGGUGGCUAUCUCCAGGUCAAAGUCCAGGACACAUUCAAGGACGACCGCUACGUGAUCCUCCGAAAGCUUGGUUGGGGCCACUUCUCGACCGUCUGGCUCGUCAGGGACACCCAAACGAAUCAUCAUUCUGCCCUCAAAGUGGUCAAGUCUGCGGGACGGUAUGCGGAGACGGCCCGUGAUGAGAUCAAACUCUUGAGCCAGGUGAGAGACGAGACCCCGGAGCACCCUGGACGAGAGCACAUUGUCUCCUUCCUCGACUCAUUCUCGCAUUGUGGUCCAGAGGGCGUACACGUGUGCAUCGUGUUCGAGCCCCUUGGAGAGAAUUUGCUGGCCCUGAUUGAGCGUCACAAGAAGACGGGUGUCCCUGCGGCGCUUGUGAAAGUAAUAGCAAAACAGAUGCUGCUUGGACUAGAGUACCUGCAUGACGAAUGUGACCUGAUCCACACAGAUAUCAAGCCGGAGAAUAUAAUGAUUUCUAUUCCGGAUGUGGAAGAGCACAUACAAGCCGAGCUAGCGAAGUCCCCCUCUCCAACGUGUCGUCAGGUGGGCGUUCCACCGAAACAGCUGACACGAUCGGGUGUAGCCAUACCGCGACUCGCACCCGUCACACGCGAACGCAAAGUGCAGAUCUUCGACUCCCAACCAUUGUCCAGUCCGACGUCUCUGGGCAGUGCCGGAUCCAGCCCAAAUCUACGACAAGGGCUGCAGAUGUCGCGCAUUGCAAGUAUGCAGAGUGUGCGCAGUCUUUUGGAUAGGAAGUUGAAGGGAAAACAGGGACCCAGUUGGAAGGACUCUAGCGGAUCAACCCCAGAGUUGUCGGCCAGUUCGAGCGGAAGCUCCGAGUGCGCACCCAUGUCGCCGAACACCGUCACGUCGUUUAGCAACGAGACGACCUUAACGUCCCUUGGAAGCGUCACGAGCGAAGUGAACAAGUUGUCAAUCAUGACCAGACCAUGCACGGCAUGCUUGUGUACGUGCAUAUGUCAAGAGACGUUGCCAGUGGUGACAGAACAGCAGCCGCCCUUAAAACCCCCUGCUGGCCCGUCACUUCUCUCCCAGACUGCGCCCCCAAAACUCAGCAGACCGAACUCCUCUCCAUCACAGUUACACUCUGGGGGUAGUCUUUCCUCCUGGUCUCCAGGAACGAAUUGCCUGCCAGAACCCACUCACCGUGCACCGUCUCCUCCACCCGUGUCACCUCUAUCACCACCCAUCUUCAUCAAGAUCGCUGAUCUGGGCAACGCGACUCCUUCACACAGGCACUUCACAGAGGAUAUCCAGACUCGUCAAUACCGCUCACCUGAAGUCAUUCUCGGACGUACGGAUUGGGGUGCCACUGCGGAUAUCUGGAGCGCAGCUUGCGUGAUUUUUGAGCUGCUCACCGCUGAAUAUUUAUUCGAUCCCCAGAGCCAGGGUGGUGUUUUCGGGAGAGACGACGAUCAUAUGGCGCAAAUCAUGGAAUUGUUGGGUGAUAUCGACUUGGAGGUGAAGUUUGGGGGGCGAUUCAGCCGCGACCUUUUUGACAGCGCCGGUAAUCUGCGAUACAUCCGCAAUCUGAAGCCUUGGCCGCUGAGGCGGGUCAUGGCCGAGAAAUAUUUCUGGGAAGAAGCAGCCGCUGACGCACUGUGCGAGUUCCUUGAGCCAAUGCUUGUCCCUGAUUUCCGCAAACGUCGACAUGCGCGCGAUCUGAAAGAGCACAGGUGGCUGGAGGUCGAUAUGACUGAUGAAGGCCUAUGGACAUGGUGA